This is a messenger RNA of Penaeus vannamei (Pacific white shrimp), 840 nucleotides long. RefSeq names its product cuticle protein 7-like. NCBI's taxonomy places the organism in Eukaryota, Metazoa, Arthropoda, Malacostraca, Decapoda, Penaeidae. The record is from RefSeq and is a predicted model, not a curated record.
CUCGUCCUCCUGUGCCGCCGCCAACCACGGUCCCUUAAGACAACCGAAAAUGAAAGCCUUCGUCAUCGCCGUCGUCCUCACUGCCGUGCUCGGGGCUCCUCGGCCUCAGCAACAGCAGGCAACAGCACCCGUUUAUCCCAUCAUCCCGUACUCGUACCAGUACGAGACCAGCGACGCCGCCACCGGCAACUUCCACAACAAGGCCGAGCUGAAGACGGCUCUCGGCGACGUGUUCGGCUCCUGGUCCGUGCUCAUGCCCGACGGCUUCAUCUACACCACCUCCUACAACGUCACCGGAAACAGCGGCUUCCUUCCGGUCAUCGUGAAGACGCUCCCUCAAGCCUCCGCCGGCGCGGCCUCAGCAGCCGCCGCUGGAGGCUCUUCGGCCUAAAUGCAGGUUGUCUUAGCGAGCCUUGGCCUUCGCGGCGACCCGCGUCCUAAGUCAUUGCGGUUCUUGUGCUCCUUCGCUCUUCUUCGUCUCCUUCUCUGGUUCUCACGUCGGCGCUAAAUUUGUUCUGCAUUUCCCAAAAAUCAAAUCGCCUUUUAUCAAAGAUGACAGAAUGAUACAGGAGAAAGGGAGAGAGGAGAAGGGAGAAUGACAGAGAACCACAAAUUUUCUUGUAAAUACCUCUUCCGAAAUGUGAUUCUGCGUAGCUUGUCAUUUUAUUAAUUUAGUUUAUUCUUUUCUUUAUUCGAAUGUUUGUUGUUUAUUUGUUUAAAUGUAUUUAUGUUGUUUGCAAAUGAUAGAUAUCCGGAUAUGUUUUGUUUUUGUUUACUGCAUAUGCAUAUUGUAUUGUUUUAUAAGAUGUUCCUUAUAUUUUAUACCGAAUAAAUGUUACA